AUGACUCCUUUUUACUUCCUCCUAUUUGCCUUCAUCCUUUUCCUCUCCAUAAACUUCUUGAUCCAAACAAGAAGGUUCAAAAACCUUCCUCCGGGACCAUUUUCUUUCCCUAUAAUCGGAAACCUCCACCAACUCAAGCAACCCCUCCACCGCACGUUCCAUGCCUUAUCACAAAAAUAUGGCCCUAUUUUCUCCCUCUGGUUCGGCUCCCGUUUUGUCGUCGUCGUUUCGUCGCCGCUCGCGGUGCAAGAAUGCUUCACCAAGAACGACAUCGUCUUGGCCAACCGCCCUCACUUCCUCACCGGCAAGUAUAUAGGGUACAACAACACCACCGUCGCCGUUUCCCCCUACGGCGACCACUGGCGCAACCUCCGCCGCAUCAUGGCGCUCGAGGUUCUCUCCACCCACCGGAUAAACUCCUUCUUGGAAAAUCGGAGGGACGAGAUCAUGAGGCUCGUGCAAAAGCUUGCUCGGGACUCGCGCAAUGGCUUCACCAAAGUAGAACUUAAAUCCAGGUUUUCGGAGAUGACAUUUAACACUAUAAUGAGGAUGGUGUCAGGGAAGAGGUACUAUGGUGAAGACUGUGAUGUGAGUGAUGUACAGGAAGCAAGGCAAUUUAGAGAGAUCAUUAAAGAGUUGGUGACGUUAGGAGGGGCUAAUAACCCUGGGGACUUCUUGGCUUUGCUUAGGUGGUUUGAUUUUGAUGGUUUGGAGAAGAGACUAAAGAGGAUUAGUAAGAGAACCGAUGCGUUUUUACAAGGACUCAUUGAUCAGCAUCGUAAUGGAAAGCAUCGUGCCAAUACUAUGAUAGAUCAUCUUCUUGCUCAACAGCAAUCACAACCUGAAUAUUACACCGAUCAAAUCAUCAAAGGACUUGCACUGGUAAUGCUACUUGCAGGAACAGAUACAUCAGCAGUAACUUUAGAAUGGGCAAUGUCUAAUUUAUUAAACCAUCCAGAAAUAUUAAAGAAGGCAAAAAAUGAAUUAGACACUCAUAUAGGACAAGAUCGUCUAGUAGAUGAGCCUGACAUUCCAAAACUCCCUUACCUUCAAAGCAUUGUUUAUGAGACACUUCGUUUGCAUCCUGCUGCUCCAAUGUUGGUACCCCAUUUGUCUUCAGAAGAUUGCACCAUAGGAGAAUAUAAUAUCCCACAAAACACAAUUUUGUUGGUGAAUGCUUGGGCCAUUCAUAGAGAUCCCAAGUUGUGGAGUGACCCAACACACUUUAAGCCUGAGAGGUUUGAGAAUGAAAGUGAAGCAAACAAGUUACUUCCAUUUGGGUUAGGGAGGAGGGCUUGCCCUGGAGCUAACUUGGCUCAACGCACACUGAGCUUAACUCUGGCCUUAUUAAUCCAAUGUUUUGAGUGGAAAAGGACUACUAAAAAAGAAAUUGAUAUGACUGAAGGAAAGGGACUUACUGUGUCAAAAAAAUAUCCCUUAGAAGCUAUGUGCCAAGUGUGCCAAUCACUGACAGUUAAGGAUAUUUAUAACUUCUAGUGCUGUUAAAAGCAUAAACAUCUUAUAAUGUUUUUGAAGAACUUAUAUAUGUAAAAUAAAAUUUAUAGUAGUGCUUUAUUUAUUCAAUGUUUUGAGUGGAAACGAACUAGUAAGGAAGAAAUUGAUAUGACUGAAGGAAAAGGGAUCACUGUGCCAAGGAAAUUUCCUUUAGAAGCUAUGUGCCAAGUGUGUCAAUCACCAACAAUUUAAGGAUAUUUUGUAGCUAGUGUUGUUAAAGCACACACAUGUUGUAGUGUUCGAAGAAGAUAUAAAAAGGUAUAAAUAAAACAAAAUUAA
Glycine soja is the source of this 1794-nucleotide messenger RNA. Its product is annotated as cytochrome P450 81E8-like. The record is from RefSeq and is a predicted model, not a curated record. Gene Ontology annotation, molecular function: iron ion binding; oxidoreductase activity, acting on paired donors, with incorporation or reduction of molecular oxygen; heme binding. NCBI's taxonomy places the organism in Eukaryota, Viridiplantae, Streptophyta, Magnoliopsida, Fabales, Fabaceae. The coding region runs from base 1 to 1497 and encodes 498 amino acids. The transcript is spliced from 3 exons.